AUGUCUUCGAAAGACCUCUCGCUCGACGAGCUCAAGAAUCUGCAGAAGCAGUUAUCCAAACUUGCUGGCUCUUCCGAUUCCGAAGCCAUUCUCUCUGUCUUCUCCACGCUCAAAUCCGGCCUUUCGACACCGACAGAAGAUAUCAUCCGUCAAAGCAAGAUUGGUGUCGCUGUAGGAAAGCUUCGUUCGCAUUCAGACAAGAAAGUGGCAGAUCAGGCCAAGUCGUUGGUCAAGGAUUGGAAGGCGACUGUAGACAAGCAAAGAGCACAGCAGCAGCAGUCAAGUGCCAACAGCAGCAAAGCUCCUUCCUCCACCGCAUCCCCUGCACCACCAUCUAAAACAGAAGGUACAACCGGCAAUGGUGCAUCAGCAGCAGACAUAUCACCUUCGGAUAUACCAACAUCAGCAGCACCAGCCUCCAACACCAAAAUCGACUUUGAAAUCCUCAACGACAAAGUUCGCAAUGCCUGUCUCAAGCUUCUCUACCAAUCUCUCGAGAUCAACAAGGAGCAACGCGGCUUCAACGACUCACAAGUCUUUGAUGCCGCUGUAGCUGUCGAAGCGGCCAUACUCGCCAACCAAGGCAAAGGCUCUGUCACCGCUGACUACCGCAACAAAGUUCGCAGUCUCUCGCUCAACAUCAAAGACAAGAACAACCCGGACCUUCGCGUACGUGUCAUUGAACGCGAUAUUCCAGCUGACAAGCUUGUCACGAUGACCAACGAAGAGCUGGCAAGUGAUAAGAGGAAACGAGAGAUUGAAGAACUGCAAAUGCAGAACUUGUUCAAGGCAAAGGGAGCGGCUGCGCAGGAGGCAGAAACUGAUGCUUUCCAGUGCGGAAGAUGCAAGCAGAGGAAGACAAGGUAUUAUCAGAUGCAAACAAGGUCGGCAGAUGAACCGAUGACUACGUUUGUCACUUGCACCAACUGUAACCACAAAUGGAAGUUCUGUUGA
Molecule: messenger RNA, 954 nt
Organism: Ustilago hordei
Lineage: Eukaryota; Fungi; Basidiomycota; Ustilaginomycetes; Ustilaginales; Ustilaginaceae
Exons: 1
Coding region: 1-954 (317 amino acids)
Biological process (GO): transcription elongation by RNA polymerase II; regulation of mRNA 3'-end processing; transcription antitermination
Cellular component (GO): nucleus
Molecular function (GO): RNA polymerase II transcription regulatory region sequence-specific DNA binding; zinc ion binding
Source: RefSeq, a predicted model, not a curated record